ACCUCAAAAUGACAGCCAAGAACGCGGCCUGCGAGAAGGCUUGGCGCGAUUUUAUAAUUGCGAAGAUGACGCCUAAGCCUCCCCGUAUUCACCAGGUGGAGAUAGGUGCGGAGCCAAUAGACACUAACGAGGAUGAGGCCGAUGCACCGGAUGAUGAUCUGCCCAUGUUGAAUCUGGCUUCGUUUGCCAUCUACAAGCUGUUCACGGAGUGGGAGCGCGAGGGCUAUGUCGUACCCGAGAUGCACCCUUCGGCCAAUGCUGCCCAGCAGGCCGGAGGGGAUGCCGGAACUCCAGUUCCCGCCGCGCCAAGGAACCAAAAGAAGCCGCCAGUGCGUACGGAGCUACCCUCUGGCUGGGAGACCAUGCACCCGGCGACCAUUCUUUGCAUUAUGCGCCCGGGACUCAGCUACUCGGACUACGGGUCAUCUGGCGACAAUACCACCGGCAUGCAGCAUCUGGGAAUCACGGUGGACAACCAGGAAUUCCACGCCCACGGCAGAUCCAAGAAGAUCGCCCGUCUCAACGUGGCCGUGAAAGUGUGCAACUCUCUGUUCGGCACAAACUUCGCCUACGGCGACACCGCUUAAGACACCAACUCCAACCGCAGACUCCAACUGCCGACAGCAACACACCUCGCCAACACGCCUCUCUUAAUUAUAAUGUAUACAAUUGUACCGUGGA
Messenger RNA from Drosophila sechellia, 681 nucleotides. RefSeq lists its product as uncharacterized. The coding region runs from base 9 to 587 and encodes 192 amino acids. The transcript has 2 exons. NCBI's taxonomy places the organism in Eukaryota, Metazoa, Arthropoda, Insecta, Diptera, Drosophilidae. The record is from RefSeq and is a predicted model, not a curated record.